CGUGCCCCCGGUAGCCCGUAGUAACCCCGAGUCUGCGGAAGUGGAGACCGUUGGGCGGGCAGCUGAGACAGGGGACCGAAAGUUGUGGAACCAUAAUUUGUGACAUCAGGUUUUUUUUGGUAAGCAGCCAUUUAUGAUUCUGGAUGAUUAAGGCAGAUAGGAAGCCCCUCCUGAGAGUUUAACAAAGCUCUCAACAACUUACACCAUGAACAUAAAUCUGGACCCUUCUCGAGAUGACCUGCCUCUCAUGGCCAACACCAGCCACAUACUUGUGAAGCACUAUGUACUGGAUUUAGAUGUGAAUUUUGAAAGUCAAAUCAUUGAAGGCACCAUAGUGCUUUUCUUUGAUUCUGGAAACAAAUUCAGGAAAAAGAGUAGUUCCACGGAGGAAACCUGCCGACCAGAAUCAAAUGAAGCCUGCAAAUUUAGGAUGCUGGAACCAUGCCAUAUUUCUGUGACAAAUACAAGGACCUUCUCAUCUAAAAUGGGAUACAAUGAUUUUGCAAUCUGUGGUAAAGGUGAAAAAGAUACUUCAGGUAAAGAUGGUAACCAUGACAACUGGAAACUGGCUUCUGAGAUUUCUAGCUCAAAGUACUGCUGUGACACAGGGAAUCAUGGGAGUGAAGAUUUUUUGCUAGUGUUGGACUGCUGUGAUUUAUCUGUAUUAAAGGUUGAGGAGGUGGAUGUUGCUGCUGUGCCAGGUAUUGAAAAAUUUACAAGGUCUCCCAAGCUCACAGUUGUUUCUGAGCUCAGGAAUCAGAUUGUACGUGAACUUGUGACUCUGCCUGCAGAUCGUUGGAGGGAGCAGUUAGACUGUUAUGCUCGCUGCAGCCAGGCUCCUGGCUGUGGGGAACUCCUGUUUGACACUGACACUUGGAGCUUACAGAUCAGGAAGACAGGGGCUCAGACAGCUCCUGACUUUCCUCACGCCAUAAGGAUACUGUACAGAACCAAACCCCAGGGGCGAUCAGUUACAUGGACCUCAGACCAGAGUGGCAGGCCAUGUGUUUAUACUAUGGGAUCACCCAUAAACAACAGGGCCCUUUUUCCAUGCCAGGAGCCACCCGUUGCCAUGUCAACAUGGCAGGCUACAGUUCGAGCAGCUGCAUCUUUUGUUGUUUUAAUGAGUGGGGAAAAUUCUGCCAAGCCAACACAGCUUCAGGAAGGGUACUCAAGCUGGCAUUACUACGUAACCAUGCCAAUGCCAGCCUCCACCCUCACAAUUGCAGUGGGAUCCUGGACAGAAAUGAAGCCAGAGACCUACUCAUCAAAUGAUCUGGCAGCGGAGAGAAGAUCCUUCUCACCUUCAGAGGCUGACUUCAGGUGUGUUGGUGUUUGUGGCCAUGUGGAAUACCCCUGCCGCUUCCAGAAUGCUUCUGCCGCUACCCAGGAGAUCAUUCCUCACCGGGUCUUUGCCCCGGUGUGCCUCAAACAUACCUGCCAAGAGACCCUUCUGCGGCUGAUCCCUCCUUGUCUCUCAGCAGCGCACUCUGUCCUGGGAACACACCCGUUCUCCAGGCUGGAUGUACUUAUCGUCCCUGCCAACUUUCCAAGUCUGGGGAUGGCCAGCCCACACAUCGUCUUCCUCUCUCAGAGCACCUUGACUGGAAGGAGCCAUCUCUGCGGGACCCGUCUCUGCCAUGAAAUUGCUCAUUCCUGGUUUGGCCUCGCCAUCGGGGCCCGUGACUGGACGGAAGAGUGGCUGAGUGAAGGGUUUGCCACUCACUUGGAAGAUGUGUUCUGGGCCAAAGCACAGCAGCUGGCCCCCAGCGAGGCCCAGGAGCAGCAGGAGCUGCGGGCUGUCUUGCGCUGGCGUCGCCUCCAGGACGAGGUACGGAACUCCCCGGAAGAGAUGCAGGUGUUGAGACCCAAUAAAGAGAAAACUGGCCACGUAAGUGACUCAGGAUCAUCUCUCAUCAAACAUGGGCUCAAUCCGGAGAAGGUCUUCAUGCAAGUUCAUUAUUUAAAGGGCUAUUUUCUUCUCCGGUUCCUUGCCAGAAAACUUGGAGAUGACACCUAUUUUUCAUUUUUAAGAAAAUUUGUGCAUACAUUUCAUGGGCAGUUGAUUCUUUCCCAGGAUUUCCUUCAAAUGCUGUUGGAGAACAUCCCAGAAGAAAAAAGGCUUGAGUUGUCUGUUGAAAGCAUCUUUCGAGACUGGCUUGAGAGUUCCGGAAUACCACAGCCGCUGCAGACUGAGCGCCAGGCCGGGGCGGAGUGCGUGCUCGUGCGGCAAGUGGGCGUAGAGGUCGCGAAAUGGAAUCGAGUGAACCGGAGACCUCGAAAACGGAAACGAAAGGAGAAAGAAGUGUUGGAAAAGCUUCUUCCAGACCAGCUGGUCUUGCUUCUGGAGCAUCUCUUGGAGCAGAAGACCCUGAACCCCAGAACUCUGCGGAGCCUUGAAAGGACGUACCACCUCCCCCAGCAGGAUGCAGAGGUUCGCCAUCGGUGGUGUGAACUCAUUGUUAAGCACAAGUACACAAAAGCGUACAAAAAUGUGGAGAGAUUCCUUCAGGAGGAUCAAGCCAUGGGCGUAUAUCUCUACGGGGAGCUGAUGGUGAGUGAGGAUGCCAGGCAGCAGCAGCUUGCCCGAAGCUGCUUUGAGCUGACCAAGGAGCAAAUGGAUAGAUGCUCAGCUCAGGUGGUGGCCGAGAUGUUAUUUUAAGAGGAAAGAUCACAGCGAGAUUCUUUCUCAUAAUCUCCUCGUUGCCCUGAUGGGACCAGGAUUGCAUUGACCCUGGACAUCAAAGAAGGGAUUACGGGGCUGCUAAAGCCAUCAGUCGAUAACGUCCGUCCGCAUCUUGGUGCUUCUCUUUCCAGAGCUGCUCUCACCAGAGCACGUGUGAAAGGCACAUCCUCGUAAACGGUCUCCACAGGACCGUGGGCCCUUUGUCCCCACCCUGAACAUGCCACCUCGACACACUGACCCACAAUUCGGUCUCGUCUGUGAGUUAAAGGCAACAAUUCUUUCACACAAAUAACUAAAGGUAGCUGAGACAUCAGAAAAACCUGCUGAGCUUUUGGCAUCAGUCCCAUCAGCAUAUGGCUACAUUGGAUAUUUCUGUAAUUCCAGAAAGUCACAGAGUUUCUAUACACUGAGACCAGUGAACACCAUUUGAUGUUCUCCUCAGGGUCAUUUCAGGAAGAUUCUUCAGAAUUAUUUUGAUUGAUAUGUCCAUCAUUUAGAUUUUCUGCAAAAUUUUAGUACCUUUUGAUAAAAGUACAAGAUAAGAUCUAAGGUAUAUUAAUAAUAAAAAUGUACUGGGUUAGUAUUUUUGUAAACUUGUUUGCUUCUGAAUUUAAUGGUUUUUUAAGUGAUUUAAAAGGCAGCCUCGAUAUCCCGGAGUGCGAGGGGCGCUCCUGCUCUGCACGGAGGCAUAGGCAGCACCAGGGGGAGAGGGGGGCUGUCUAUGCCAAUGUCGCUUUUCCCACAAAUGUUGGAAGUUGGAAAACAAAAAAAGGAAUACAGAAACUGAGCUUCCCGGUACCUGUCCAAAGGGCAGGGAGGUUUAAAAUGCCUUGGGAAACCACAGCGGUUGGUGCUGUCACAGUGGCAUAGGCUGGGCUGCACGAGAAUGAACUUGAACCCGUGUUGGCUCCACCUGGCUCUGGGGCCAUGUUCACCUGACUGCAUCUGGCCUACUCAGAGUGAAGUGUGGCUUUAACACAUUCCUUCGUGCAAAGCUUCUGGUCCUCAGAAUUAUUUAGCAGUGACCGCCAUUCUAGAAGGGUUUGCGCUGUGCUGUAAUAUGUGCUCUGCAUGUGAUUAUGUGCUGUGUUUACCGAGUUGGUAAAACAAUCAAAAUUUUCGAAUUUGAAUAAAUAUAAAAAUGCUACUUUCUGUGAAGAAUAAA
This is a messenger RNA of Pteropus alecto (black flying fox), 3851 nucleotides long. It is a transcript of the gene AOPEP, whose product is annotated as chromosome unknown C9orf3 homolog. Lineage: Eukaryota; Metazoa; Chordata; Mammalia; Chiroptera; Pteropodidae. The coding region runs from base 206 to 2662 and encodes 818 amino acids. Gene Ontology annotation, molecular function: metalloaminopeptidase activity; zinc ion binding. The record is from RefSeq and is a predicted model, not a curated record. The transcript has 17 exons. Gene Ontology annotation, cellular component: nucleolus.